GUGGACUUUUGGAUGGUGUAAAUUGUCCAGAAGUGUCCUUCCAGGUAUAGAAUUAGUGUUUUUUCUUCUUCUUACAGAUAUGUAUAUUCAAACUAUCAUUUUAUCGUCAUUUUAUUCAAACUAUCGUCAUUCAUAACUCCAACUUAUUUCUCACGGGCAUUUUAUCGUCAUAAGUAACCACUAAUUUAUCUAAGAUGGUAGUAGCAAGCCAAGAUGUGUCCAUAUCUUUGGAAAAGCUAACCAAUUUGUUGCUGCUUUGACUAAGUGCUAGUGUCUUGAAUAUUUUUUGAUUUUGUCCCUGAUUAUCUUGAUUCCCCUAAUCAAUCAAAUUAUAUUAUUUUUGAUUAAAUUUGAAGGGAGCUUUGCCACAAUUAUUGGAAUAUCACCAUGUGAGUAGAAGAUUACUCUUUGCUUCUUUGCUACCCAUAUACUCGUAUUUAUGCCAACAACACUUUCCUGUCACAUGUCUUUGUUUGUAUUGAAUAUAUAAUAUUACCAAUUAACAAUUUGGUGUCUCCUAUUGUAGUUGGUCCUCUCUGAACACUCACGGGUUCAUCCAUUCCAUCUAUAAAAUAUUAAUUAAUUGUUGCAUUUAGAGCCAAUGAUACACAUGUAUACAAAAAGCUAGCAGCUAAUUUAUUUUGUAGAAGUUAGCUAGCUCCACAUAUGGAUCCAGUGAUUAUCUUCCUUCUUCUGACAUCUCUGUUCUUCAGUUACCCUUUUGUGCUCAUUGCUCAGUCUCCCACAACAACUAUCAGUGUUGUAGGAAUUGUUUAUUGUGAUACUUGCUCAACUGGCACUUUCUCUAAACAUAGUUACUUCUUGCCUGGUGUUGAUGUUCAUAUAGAGUGCAGAUUUAGAGCAAGUUCACCGAAAAGCAAUGAGCAGAUAAGCUUCUCAGUAAAUAGAACAACAGACAGAGAGGGAGCAUACAAGUUAGAAAUACCAUCAGUGGAUGGAGUUAACUGUGAAACUGCUUUUGAUGAUAGUAAUUCAGAGAUUGUUUCUCUUUGUGAAGCAAACUUGAUAGAAACCUCAUCAUCAUCUUUUUCUUGCAAUGUUCCUUUCAUAAAAAGCACAAGAAGCAGCCAAAUAUCAAAACAAUAUAAUAAUCUUUGUGUAUAUAGUUUGAGCGCUCUCAGUUAUAAGCCACCAGAAAAUAUGAUCAAUACUACCUUAUGCUCUUAAUUUGGAUAUCAACUCAUAAAAAAAUUCAUUCUAUAUUUAUAUUCCCUUA
Molecule: messenger RNA, 1237 nt
Organism: Cicer arietinum (chickpea)
Lineage: Eukaryota; Viridiplantae; Streptophyta; Magnoliopsida; Fabales; Fabaceae
Source: RefSeq, a predicted model, not a curated record